UUUUUUUCUUCUUCUCCUAUUAAUACAUAUUUAAAUUAAUUUCCGUUCUCCCUUUCAUUGAAUUUUUUUGUAUAUUGUGGGAUGAGUCAAUGAAAAUUGCAACCCAUGUGCUGGUUUUCAUGGUUGUUGGCAUUAAUUCCCACAUAAAAAUGAGUAUUGGCCAUUUUCCUACCAGAACUUCCACUGCCGAUGAAUUAUAUCCUCUCUUUUGGAGUGCUGUGGCAUACUUAGAAAUGACAUGUGAACUGAAAGUCAUAACAUCAACUAGUGAUAAAGCCUCUGCCAAUCAGAGGUUGUAUCGAAUACACAAAGUAGGAAAUGAACCAGUUGUCUUCAAAACAAAGAAUGUAUUCACUGAGGAGGACAGAUAUAUUUAUUUUAUCUCUGAUGCUCCCCACCUUGUGAAGACAAUAAGAAACAAUGUCUACAGAUCAAAGACAGGUGGAUCAAGGUACCUCUGGAAUAAUGGUCGGUUCAUUCUGUGGUCUCAUGUGAUGGAUAUAUAUAAUGAUGACACAAGGGGCCAGUUGUACAGAACAAAACUAACCCAUGAUCAUGUGUACCUGACACCAUCUUCCACCAUGUCUGUCAAACUGGCAGUUCAGGUUUUAAGUAACUCUGUGGCACAGGUCAUGCGUGCUUAUUAUGGCCCAGAGGUGUCAGAGACAGCUAGGUUGUUCAGUUUGGUGAACCGAUUUUUUGAUUGCCUGAAUGUGCGGUCAUUGAGGGAGUCUGUGUUCCAGAGAAAACCAGAUGUAGCACCCUACACUUCACAAAAUGACCCAAGAUUUCAGUUCCUCGAGGAUGAAGUCUUAGAAUAUUUCAAUCAGUGGCUCAUUUCUGUGAGGUCCCGACCAGGCUAUAAGAAGACGGAGCAGAACAAAAUGUUCAUUUCGUAUCAAACUCAUGAGGGCAUUAUCAUGACAGUGAAAUCCUUCAUUGAGGCAAGAUACCUGCUUCAACAGGGGGUACCAUAUGUUUUGAGCAAUGUCUUCUGUCAGGACCCACUUGAAGAGCACUUUGGUCGCCACAGAGGAUUGGGUACUCAUCAUGACAACCCAACAAUUCACCAGUUCGGUUACCAAGAAAACCAACUUCGAAUUCAGAGGAGCUUAGCCUUCAACUUUGUGCCCAAAGGAAACACUGCAGGAAGGACAGGAGAAAAAAGACCCAUUGUCAUAACAAACAGUCCCUUAAAACGUUUAAAACAUAACUAAAAGAAGCUUACUUAACAAAGUUGUAUUUAUAUCCAAUUCUGUAUUUGAAAAUCAAUGUUAAUUAUGUCUCCCCUCUUCUGGGGGAAGACAUUGUUUUUGUACUUUCUGUCCGUCUGUCUGAAAAUCUUGAAAAUGCUUCUCCUCCUGUAUGACUUGUUAGAUACACUUGAAAAUCUGUGCAAUGCUUCAUUGUCAUUUGUAGAUGUGCACAUUGUCGGAAAAUGAGAAUCCAAUCAUUUUCGAAAAAGUUAUGGUGGAUCUAAGAUGGGUGGAGGGUUGAAAAUUCUUGUAUAUGUUUACAUUAUUUUGACCCAAGUGUUCAGUAAUUUCUUCAAUUUACAGUGGAUCAAAGAAAACUGUUUUAUAGCUCAUUAUUUUUAUUUAAUACACUACAUUGGUCACAUCAAUGUUGAAUGCAGUACAUUAAAGGGGGUGGGUAGGUGUAGUUUGGAGCACUUUUAAAUUGGGGAAGAAAAACAAAUCAUAAUAUCUGGUCAACAUAUACAUGUAGUGCUUUUGCUUGUUAGCAGUUUUUGUAUAUUAGUAGUUGUUCCUGUUGAACUUUGAAACAUUUGCUGUUUUGUUUUGUUUUCUGUUUUAUAGUUACCAAGAAAACCAACUUCAGUUCAGAGGAGCUUAGCCUUCAACUUUGUGCCCAAAGAAAAUACUGCAAAAAGGACGGGAGAAAAAAAGACUCAUUGUUAUAACAAACAGUCCAUGAAAACUUAGCUCUAAUAAACACACUGACAAAAUUGCAUGAUUAUUUUUGAAUUUGAAAAUCAAUGUUAAUCAGUCAAUACAUUUGCGUAGAGCUUUUUGCUUGCUAGCAGAUUUUGUUCUUAAGUAGUAAAUUUCCAUGAGUUGUGUGCACCUAGCAUGACAUCUUACUCUGUGAAAUAUUGAUAGCAUUGUGAAAAAUAAUUUCUCUUGCAUUACCACAUCUGAUUCUGAAUGAUAAGUGCAAUCAUAGAACAUGGACAUAGCGUCAUUUUCUCGACAAAUUGUAUUGGUGAACUGUUGAAGUGUUGGAACUGACACUGCUGUGCAUGAAUUUCUAAACACAAGUUCUAAAACUACAAAGAAAUUUAUCGCUUCAGAAGAGGGCUGAGUUAGACCACCUCUGGAUUUUAUGGAAAUUAAUUUAGUGUUUCCGUCUGUGUCAAUGAGUUUGCUCAUAUAUUUUUUGACAUCAAAAGAAGAGGACAAUUUUUGUUUGCAUCGAAACAAUACGAAGCCUGCAAUGUAUGCAAUAAUAUCUCUUUCCCCAAUUCUCAGGACAUUUUGUGUGUCUAAUUUUACAGAAGAAUUCGAAGAUAGUGUAUUCUCUCUAAUAAUUUCUUCAGCUGUUCUAAUCGAUAUGAAAGCUGACAAUUGUUGCUUGUUUACAACUUUUUGAAGUUUCUGCACAACAUCUGGCUGUAUGAGAUGGAAAUUAUGCCAGGCCUUUUCCUUGGCUGCACUAGAGAAUACUUCUGCCUUCAUGAUGGUGUCUAACUGCUGAAGAGCUGGAACCAAGUCAGCAGCUGUAAAGGACAGUUGUUAUGUUAAUUUCAUACAAUAACAACAAAGUUUUAACAUAUGAGUUAUUAACUGUUUGACAUUUCCAUGAAUUGUUUGUAAAAUAUUUACAUCCAUAUUGUAUAUAAAUCAUAUAAGUAUAACAAGAAA
Molecule: messenger RNA, 2885 nt
Organism: Ostrea edulis (European flat oyster)
Lineage: Eukaryota; Metazoa; Mollusca; Bivalvia; Ostreida; Ostreidae
Exons: 7
Coding region: 90-1217 (375 amino acids)
Source: RefSeq, a predicted model, not a curated record